This is a messenger RNA of Racocetra persica, 839 nucleotides long. The record is from the annotation of a GenBank genome assembly. Lineage: Eukaryota; Fungi; Glomeromycota; Glomeromycetes; Diversisporales; Gigasporaceae.
AAAUGGCAACAUCAGAGCUUGAAUCGCUUAUUAAGGAACCCGAUGAAAGUUCAAUCGCGAAUCAUGUCGUCGAUUUUCUCAAUUCUCGCUUUAAUGAACUGGAAGAUCUGGGGAAGUUGAAUACAGUACUGUCCGAAGUAAAAAAUAAUGAACAGAAAUUGAAUGAAAAGUAUAUUAAAACACAGUCUAAAACUUCAGAAAUACUCAAACAAUCUCUUCAAGCCUUCAACUCUACAGUCACAGAACUUGAGGAUCUUCAGGCCACACGUCUAGAACUUGAAGAUGUAUUAACUGAUUAUUGUAAUAACGUGACUUCAUCCAAUCUAUCGAAUUUACAAGAAAACGUUUCAAAUAAUAAGACACUAAUGGAUGAGUUAACCAUGCUGCAACAACAGAUUGACAGCCUAUUAAGAUCAAAGCAGUAUCUCAAAGUGUUAGUUGUCGCCGAAGAAUUGAGUGCACAGACGAAACAGUUAAUUGAAAGAUCGCCUCAUAAAGCCCUUAAUCCAUAUAUUCAACUUGCGAAUCUUCUGCAUAGCAUAAAAUCUAAGAGCAAGGAUACUGGCCAUGUGGUCACUCAUUUGGACGUGUUUUUGCAACAAAGUGUGGAUGUACUUUGGGAAGACAUGAAAGAUAAAUUGAAAAAGAAAUUUCAACAAUCACUUGAUGCGCUUAAUUGGCCAACGCCAGUGGAACUUCCAUAUCCACAAGUCACAACUGACAAGUUAUCAUCAUUUAAAAAAGCAUUUACUGAAUUACUUUUAUUACAAAGGCCGAUUAAUAUUUCAGAUGAAUCAAUCAAUAAUAACUACACAAUUACAAGCAAAAACAAAUCAUGA